UGUUCUGUUUAGUAAUCACUUUCUUGGUCGAAUCACAUAUUGGGGUAGUAGCACUUUAAAUCACAUUAAGACUAGGUUUGUGGACCUCGGGCUGAUAGAAAGGGCUAAGGAAUCCCCUUUCAAGCAGUUUAAUUUCUCUUUGGCUUCAGAGUUUAAUUUCUCUGGAGUUUUGGUGCAUCAUCUACUUUUGAGGAAAAUCGCCAGUAACAACGAAGAUGAGGUGCAUUUCUUCUUGGGGUCAAAGUCUUGUAGAUUCAGCAUGGGAGAGAUUGCCCUAGUAACAGGGUUGAAUUUCAGUACCUUCCCGUCACCAGAAGAGUUGGAAGAGCGUAAUCUCAGCAAUCGCUUGAUAAAUGAGUAUUUCAAUGAUGUUGAGAAAGUUAAGCUCUCACAGGUGGACCAUGCUUUCAAGACUUGUACUGUUGUGGAAGAUGUGUACAAGCUUGGUCUAUGUUUGUUGGUUGAGGGGGUUUUGAAUGCCAUAGAGGGCAAGUUGCAUAUAUGGCGAGAUUUUGAAGAUGGUUGAGGACGUAGACUACUUCUUCAGUUAUCCAUGGGGGAAGUACUCUUAUGGGAGGCUAUUGCAGUCUUGUAAGAAGGACAUGGUGAAGAAAAAUGACAACUAUGACAACAAGAAGGAUGCCAAGGUACAUCAAGAGUCCAAAUACAGUAUGUAUGGUUAUGCCUCAGCCUUAUAGUAUUGGACAUAUGAGGCUAUCCAGCAGCUUGUGACAGAGUUUUUUGUGAGCUUGGGAAACAUGGUCUCGAGGAUGCUUAGUUGGUCGCAUCAGAGGAACAAGGAUUUCACGAAGUCUGUCCUCUCGCCGAUGUUAUCGAAGAAGAAUUUGAUCGUCCUUCCGAUGUUGAAGCCUCGACCAGCAGAAAAAGAUUAUUAUUUAUCGUUGAGAGAGGGAGAUAUUCCCCUUUAUCUCGGGCUUGGCCAGGAUCCGAGGGAGGCUGAUGAAGAGGAGGAUGCGACUUUUGAGAAAGUCGCCGAGAUAGUUUCUCAGGCAGCUGAGGCAGCCAAGAUAUCUGAUGAUGCUGUCCUGGAGGAGGAGGAGGUUGCAGGUCACACCCCUCCUGUUGCCCUAGCUACAGCCCCAGCACCAGCCCCUAAGCUCGCUGAGUUGAUCGAGUGGUUGCACAAAGUCAAGGGUCAACAUGAGACCCUCCUGAAGAACCAGUCAGUGAUCCUGGACGCAGUCAGUCAGAUCCUGAUGUUUAUUAAGGAGAAAUCGAGGGGCUCCAAGGAAGAUUUAGACUCAGAGUCACUGGAUAUUCCUCUGGACUAUGUUGAUGAUCCAACUACGCCUCCUACCAUCAUUGUGACACUUGAUGCUGCGACUUUGGGAGUCGUUAUUGUCAACCUUGAGGAUGUUGCUGGGGUUCGGUUUCAGAGGACUAGACUCUAAAGACGCAAGUCAGAUUGGUUUGAGGACUACAUCGAUCCCACGAGGAAAAGACCUCGCACUGAUGCAGCUGCACCAGAAGAGGAGGCUACAUAAGAGGCUACACAGGAGGCUACACAGGUGCUGGACCCUCUCAAGAAGCCAGAUCGCAAACAGUAUAGGACAGUGUCCAAGUGGCUGCUUGGAGACAUCCCCAACAAGACCCCGGGGAUGUAAAGAUUGGGAAUCACGGUCCAGCGUGGUUUCUGACGUGGAAGACACCCCAGUCUUGGCUCAAUGAUGGCAUAUUGAUGCGGCAGAACACAUGCUUCGUAUGCGUUGCAAGUAUUUUCCCAACAUAUAUCGCCAGAAUGUUGUUGUGAUGAACAUUUCUUUCUCACAAGUGAUACCUGCCCGAUAUGAUCAGUACAAGAAAAUUGCCGACAAAACAAAGUACACGUGGGAUUUUGACGUUAUGUCCAUGUUAACCGGCAUCGAGCAGCAGUUUCUGGCAUCUUGGGGAGGAGUUGAUGAUGUAUAUUGGUGCCAGAACUAUGAACAACAACAUUGGUUUGCCAUGGAGUCUUCUAUUUCUAAUUGGACUCUCACUGUUUAUGAUUCAGACAACUCGGUGAUUAGUGAAUCAAAGACGGAGGAAAUUAUGAAUCCAUGGUGCUUUUUGCUUUCUUCUCUGUUGAUGCAGAGUAAACUGUUCACUGAUAGCUUGAUGUUGAAGAUUCUUGCAGCAGGAAAGAGGCCGCAUAAGUUCACAUGGCGUCACAAACAGAAACACGAGCUCACUUAGUCAAAGAGAAGUGGGGAUUGUGGUGUGUAUACUGUCAAGCAUAUUGAGCAUCUCAUGGCCGACCUUCCAUUGGAAACCAUCUGCGAUGAAAAUAUAGGUGUUCAGGAAAAAGUGGACCACUAACUUGUGGUAUCAAAAUUUGUUACCUUGAUGAUUGUAUAUUUACAGGGUAUUUACAUGUGCAGUUUUUUGUUCACUUUUUUUUUGUAACUUUCAGUUCCCUGUAUUAUUAUAUCGAACAUUA
Molecule: messenger RNA, 2437 nt
Organism: Humulus lupulus (European hop)
Lineage: Eukaryota; Viridiplantae; Streptophyta; Magnoliopsida; Rosales; Cannabaceae
Exons: 4
Coding region: 759-1412 (217 amino acids)
Source: RefSeq, a predicted model, not a curated record